Molecule: messenger RNA, 3620 nt
Organism: Chilo suppressalis (striped riceborer)
Lineage: Eukaryota; Metazoa; Arthropoda; Insecta; Lepidoptera; Crambidae
Source: the annotation of a GenBank genome assembly
AUGGAAAACGACGAAAUUGGUAACGAACUUGUUAGAUUGGAUAGUGGAUUUAUGGUGGAUGAAGACACAUACGUAUUAAAUUCCGAUGAUGUCUUAGAGGAAGAAAACAAUUCUGAUUCUAACUGUGGAGGAAAGAAUGCCCCUCUUAGAGAGCAAGAUCGUUUCCUGCCAAUAGCAAACAUAGCAAAAAUCAUGAAAAGGGCUAUACCUGAAAAUGGAAAGAUAGCGAAAGAUGCAAGAGAAUGUGUACAAGAAUGCAUAUCAGAAUUCAUUUCCUUUGUUACGAGUGAAGCUAGUGAUAGGUGUCAAGUUGAGAAACGGAAAACAAUCAACGGUGAAGAUGUUCUCUUUGCAAUGAACACUUUGGGAUUUGACAAUUAUGUGGAACCAUUAAAAUUGUACCUGAAAAAAUUUAGAGAAACUGCCUUAUCACCUGUAACCAUAAACAAACUCAAUAAAAUAGUGGUAUAUGGAGGAGGUAAGAUAUUUAUUGAUUCUUCAUAAAUCGCAAGCGUCUAUUCUAUAGGUCAUGGUAGCUGCUUACCAUCAGGGGGCCAAUCGCCUUAUGGGAUUGUUAUGGUUAUAGCUAUCGCUUACGAUUUCAUUUAGUUAUUUCUGACCGCCGAAGAUUUUCAAAUACCUCGCGUUCGUUCUUUCUAUUGCAUUGGUAAUAACAAUAUCAAAGAAAAUGAGCGUGAGGUAUUUGAAAACCUUCGGUGGUCAGAAAUAACAAAAUGAAAUCGUUAGCGAAGCCAUAGCCAUAGCAAUUCCUUUAGGCAAUUGACCAACAGACGAGCCAUAAGGUUGUUUACCAACCUUUAAAAAUAAAAAAAAACUUUUUCGAAUAUUGCAUACCCUAGUCUCAUUUCUAGAAGGAAUUAGCAGAAAUACUUCUGCCAUUUUCUUCUUGAAUUGAGACUAGGAUAUGCUAUAUUCCAAAAUAGCUUUUUCUUGUUGUUGCCUUUAAUUUUUAAGUCUAAUCCAACAUGAUUGAUGUUAAAAUCCGGCAGCGAGAUGUAUCAUUCGGAAAGCUAGCAUCCCAACAGUUGUACUUAAACGUUGUUCAGCAGAGUUGUCUCUUAUGCUUACGCGCUUGUACCAUCUCUCGUACUCUUUGUAGCGUGUGCCGAAGACUUGGAGAGAUACCAAUGUGUCGGUACCUAAAAAGGGGACCGCUCAGAUCCGGCCAACUACCGGCCGAUAGUUGUCACCUCAUUAUUGCGCAGAAAGGAUCCAUAACUGAGUAAAGAAUUUUUGACUUUUGACUUAUAUCCAUCUGACCCGCUACCUAGAGGACCACUCUCUGAUUAACGAUCGUCAAUACGGAUUUUGGCCAAAACGAUCGACGGGUGACCUUCUAGCAUAGGUGACAUAUCAGAGUUGAGGUUAUUGACAAAAGGGGUGCGCCUUUGGCUAUCGCCUAUGUAUAUAUAUAUAUUUGACGCCUUGAUGCCAAGGCUUUCGCGACAGGAUUUGGCACAAAAGCCUGCUCUCUAAUCUUCCUGCAUGCGGUCGGCCUGCUCUUUCUCAGGCAAUAAUAUUCGCGAUUAUGUACUUCCGCGGGGGAGACCAACAGUCCCAAGGUGGCGUUGGGUUUUUGGUGAAUAAGUCCCUUGCCGAUAACGUUAUGGAAAUAUCCAGCGUGUCGAACAGGGUAGUGUACCUUAUUAUAAAGCUCACCGAGAGGUAUAGCCUCAAGGUGGUGCAAGUGUACGCACCGACCUCGACACACUCGGACGACAAAGUGGAGGAUAUGUUCGAUGAUAUAUCGAGGGCCCUCCACUCCACUACUAAGACCCACUACAACGUUGUUAUGGGGGACUUCAACGCUAAAGUGGGAGUACAGAAUUGCAGCGAAUCGGUAGUAGGAUCCCAUGGAUUUGGAAGCAGAAAUCAUAGGGGGCAAAUGCUCGUCAACUUCCUCGAACGGGAGGGGCUCUUCUUGAUGAACUCUUUCUUCAAGAAACAACCCCAAAGGAAGUGGACGUGGCAAAGCCCCGACACUAUGACUAAAAAUGAGAUCGAUUUCAUCAUGACGGACAAGAGGUACAUAUUCAGAGACGUCUCAGUGAUCAACAGGUUCAAUACCGGUAGUGAUCACCGACUCGUCCGGGGCUCUUUGAAUAUCAACUUUAAGGCCGAGCGCGUCCGUUUGAUGAAAUACAGGGUCCAACCUACUCUGCUCCAAUCUAUAACAGGGUCUGAAACGUUCCAGUCAAAUCUGGAGAACCGAUUUGCUGCCGUGGAAACCACAACAGACGUAAACCAAAACCUCGAAAAUGUGGUUCGGAUCCUCAGGGAAGAGGGUACGAGAUUAUGUGCAACGCAGCGUAAGGGCAGGAAGUCAAAGCUUUCGGAAGAGACUUUAGGGCUAAUGAAGGAACGACGUGAAAAUCCACCCGUCACUUCGUCGGCAAAGCGGACUCUAAACCAAGAGAUCAGUAAGCACGUACGACGCGACCUCCGGUGCUCCAAUACUCUCUCGAUCGAGAGAGCGAUCGAGCAGAAUCGAGGAUCCAAAGUGUUCGUACAAUCUCUUGGAAGAAGCCAUCUGACGAAGUUGACCACAGCAAGUGGGGAAGUUGUUGCUUCAAAGCCGGCAGUUCUUUCGGAAGUGGAAGACUUCUACAGCCAGUUGUACGCAUCACAUGCAUCUCGACCCGAUCCCGGAAAUGAGGAUUCUAGAGCCACAUUAACACGCCACUUCACCGAAGACCUGCCAGAAGUUAGUAUUGGCGAAAUCGAAAUUGCUCUUGGACAGCUUAAAAAUGGAAAAGCCCCUGGAGAGGAUGGUGUUUCAACAGAACUCUUAAAGGCUGGAGGUAAACCCGUACUGAGGGAGCUCCAAAAGCUUUUCAACACUGUCCUGUUCGAAGGGAGAACUCCGGAGGCGUGGAGUAGGAGUGUGGUUGUCUUGUUCUUUAAAAAGGGGGACAAGACCCAACUUAAGAACUAUCGACCCAUAUCCCUUCUAAGCCACGUCUAUAAGCUGUUCUCAAGAGUGAUCGCGAACCGUCUUGCGCGAAGACUUGAUGACUUCCAACCACCGGAACAGGCUGGGUUUCGGAGCGGAUACGGCACCAUAGACCACAUACACACAGUGCGGCAGAUUAUACAGAAGACUGAAGAGUACAAUCAGCCCCUGUGCCUAGCAUUUGUGGACUAUGAGAAGGCCUUUGACUCGAUUGAAAUCUGGUCUGUUCUGGAGUCCCUGCAGCGUUGCCAAGUCGACUGGCGAUACAUCCAAGUGAUUAGAUGUCUGUACGAAGCCGCCAACAUGUCUGUCCAAGUACAGAAUCAGCAAACAAGUCCCAUACCAUUGCAUCGUGGAGUGAGACAAGGGGACGUUAUUUCCCCGAAAUUGUUCACUAAUGCAAUGGAGGAUAUGUUCAAGACGCUGAACUGGAAAGGACGUGGCAUCAACAUAAAUGGCGAACGCAUCUCUCACUUGCGAUUUGCAGACGACAUCGUCAUCAUGGCAGAAACCCUGCAGGACCUACAACAGAUGCUGAAUGACCUGGCUGACUCUUCUAUACGCAUCGGCCUACGGAUGAACUUGGAUAAAACCAAGGUCAUGUUCAAUGAACAUGUUCUACCGGAACCGAUUGCAAUACACGGUG